CUUGACUGCAAAAGCUUUGCUUCUCUAAACAGCAGAGACAGUCUUUGUGCUCAACACCAGGGACCAGUAUUCCAGUAUUUGCUUCCAUUGCCACGCAAUGUUUCCCAGUACCUCUCUGCCUACCCACACACUCCAGUCUUUGAAGAAUGACCAGGCAACAGAGGUGAACAUCAGUGCCAACUUGGAUAUUGUGAGCAUCAUCCUCUACACGCUGACUAUUGUUCUCGGUCUCACUGGGAACUCUGUGGUGAUCUGGGUGGCUGGAUUCAGACUUAAGCCGACCGUCACCAACGUGUGGUUGGUCAAUCUGGCGAUAGCAGACCUGAUCUUCUGCUUCACACGAAUCUUCUCUCUUGUUAAGAAGCUCUUAUUUGACUACUGGCCUUUUGGCCUGUUUCUCUGCAAGUUCGACGGCUUCUUCAAAUAUGCCAACAUGUUCUGCUCUGUCUUCCUGCUGGCUGUGAUCAGUCUGGAUCGAGUGCUCUGCAUCUGGCAGCCUAUCUUCACAAAGCGUCGACGCACGCUGUGGGCAGCAAGGGUGGUGGCUGUCUGCGUCUGGAUUGCCGCGAUCCUCUUCAGCAUUCCCUACUUCAUCCAUCGCCAAGUCUACAUAGGCAAGAAUAACCUGAGUCAGUGCUCUGUGGACACAAAAGAGAAGGCCGAGGGGUACAACAGCACCAAAGUUGUUCUCUAUUUCAUUCGCUUUCUCUGUGGCUUCAUAUUUCCCUUCAUCGUGAUUCUGGUCUGUUACAUCCUGGCUGGGGUGGGAAUCCAACAAACUCGCCUCCCAGGGAAGUCCCGCCCCCUGCGUAUUCUAGUAUGUUUAGUAAUUGCCUUCUUCCUAUGUUGGGCACCUUACCAUUGCCUCUUACUGAUGAAGAUGGUGGACAGAAAGAAUGCAGUGGUGAAAAUCUGGUACUCUGUAGCAAAGAGCAUUGCCUACUUUAACAGCUGUAUAAACCCGUUGUUGUAUUUCUGCAUGGGUCUAAAAGUAAGAGGCCGGUUCAGACAGAAUCUGAUGGGUGUUUAUAGCAGAGCUCUGGGAGAUGAUGUAGAUGAACAAGACAACUCAGUUCAAUGAUUGUUCUAGCUAGAUUAAACCUCUGGGUUGAAACAUAGCAUUCUUUUAGUAGCACUUAGAGUCUAGACAGCUGAGAGUGUAGCUCAAGUGUAAGUUACUGUGAGUGAAGCUCAGAAGACUAACCAUAUCAUGUUUUAGCCCAUGUGCAGGAUAGAAUACUUCUAAUAAUACUGCCUAAGUAUAAUGUAAAUAAUAAAAAUCAAGGUCUAGCAGGACA
Messenger RNA from Oreochromis niloticus (Nile tilapia), 1298 nucleotides. Its product is annotated as formyl peptide receptor 2-like. Gene Ontology annotation, biological process: inflammatory response; phospholipase C-activating G protein-coupled receptor signaling pathway; complement receptor mediated signaling pathway. Gene Ontology annotation, cellular component: plasma membrane. The transcript is spliced from 3 exons. NCBI's taxonomy places the organism in Eukaryota, Metazoa, Chordata, Actinopteri, Cichliformes, Cichlidae. Gene Ontology annotation, molecular function: G protein-coupled receptor activity; complement receptor activity. The record is from RefSeq and is a predicted model, not a curated record. The coding region runs from base 98 to 1081 and encodes 327 amino acids.